CCUUCCGUAGGUUUCCGCCUCUUUCCGCCGGUUUCCGUUCCGUAAACCCUGCGCUGGAUGAGAUCAGCUGACUGCUUCUUUCCCGUCGCAGCCGCAUCGCAGCGCUUCUCCAGCCGACGAAGGCAAAAGCUGUUCGGACCCCUUCGCUUUAAAGACACAGGAUGGACCUGUCUAAGCUGCCCAAGAUCCGCGAUGAGGAGCGUGAGGGCCAGUUUGGCUACGUGCAUGGUGUGUCCGGACCAGUGGUGACAGCGUCCAGCAUGGCAGGAGCAGCCAUGUACGAGCUGGUGCGUGUGGGACACAGUGAACUGGUUGGGGAGAUCAUCCGGUUGGAGGGAGACAUGGCCACCAUCCAGGUGUAUGAGGAGACCUCUGGCGUGUCGGUGGGGGACCCUGUUCUCCGCACAGGGAAGCCCCUUUCUGUGGAGCUGGGGCCUGGAAUCAUGGGCUCCAUCUUUGAUGGCAUCCAGCGCCCACUGAAGGACAUUAAUGACCUGACCAAGAGCAUCUACAUCCCCCGCGGUGUGAACAUUGGGGCUCUGAACCGAGACAUUAAGUGGGAAUUCAGCCCCAGCAAAAACCUGCGAGUGGGCAGCCACAUCACCGGGGGCGACAUCUAUGGCUCUGUGUUCGAGAACUCGCUGAUCAAGCACAAGAUCAUGUUGCCUCCCCGCAACCGUGGCACUGUCACCUAUCUGGCCCCCCCAGGCAACUACGACGUCUCUGACGUGGUGCUGGAGCUGGAGUUCGAGGGCGUCAAAGAGAAGUUCAGCAUGGUGCAGGUGUGGCCAGUGCGGCAGGUGCGGCCGGUCACCGAGAAGCUACCCGCCAACCACCCCCUACUUACUGGCCAGCGCGUGCUGGACGCCCUCUUCCCGUGCGUCCAGGGUGGCACCACCGCCAUCCCCGGUGCCUUUGGCUGCGGCAAGACUGUGAUCUCUCAGUCCCUGUCCAAGUACUCCAACAGUGACGUCAUCAUCUACGUGGGCUGCGGGGAGCGUGGCAAUGAGAUGUCAGAGGUCCUCAGGGAUUUCCCUGAGCUGACUAUGGAGGUGGACGGGAAGGUGGAGAGCAUCAUGAAGAGAACGGCACUAGUGGCCAACACCUCCAACAUGCCUGUGGCCGCCCGAGAGGCCUCCAUCUACACAGGAAUCACACUGUCAGAAUAUUUCAGAGACAUGGGGUACAACGUCAGCAUGAUGGCUGACUCCACCUCGCGAUGGGCCGAGGCCCUUAGGGAGAUCUCGGGUCGUCUGGCAGAGAUGCCUGCUGACAGUGGAUACCCCGCCUACCUGGGGGCACGGCUGGCCUCCUUCUAUGAGCGAGCAGGACGGGUGAAAUGCCUGGGCAAUCCUGAGCGAGAGGGCAGCGUCAGCAUCGUGGGGGCUGUGUCGCCCCCUGGUGGUGAUUUUUCAGAUCCCGUGACAUCUGCUACCCUGGGAAUCGUGCAGGUCUUCUGGGGUCUGGAUAAGAAGCUGGCCCAGAGGAAGCACUUCCCGUCAGUGAAUUGGCUCAUCAGUUACAGCAAGUACACGCGAGCACUGGAUGAACACUACGACAAGCACUUUGCCGAGUUUGUGCCGUUGCGCACCAAGGCCAAGGAGAUCCUGCAGGAAGAGGAGGACCUGGCUGAGAUCGUGCAGCUCGUGGGCAAGGCCUCCCUCGCAGAAACAGACAAGAUCACGCUGGAGGUGGCCAAGCUGAUCAAGGAUGACUUCCUGCAGCAAAACGGCUAUACGCCGUACGAUAGGUUCUGCCCCUUCUACAAGACAGUGGGCAUGCUGUCCAACAUGAUCGCCUUCUAUGACAUGGCGCGGCACGCUGUAGAGAGCACGGCCCAGAGCGACAGUAAAAUAACCUGGGCCAUGAUCCGCGAGCACAUGAGUGAGAUCCUCUACAGGAUCAGCUCCAUGAAGUUCAAGGACCCAGUGAAGGAUGGCGAGGCCAAAAUCAAGCAGGACUACGGCCAGCUCCUGGAGGACAUGCAGAACGCCUUCCGCAGCCUGGAGGACUGAGUGGGCCCUCCCCUGGACCCCAGCACCCGGGGGCCCUGCAGCGGUCUGGCCACACAGCCACAUUCCAUGAGCGUGUGUGUUUUCGGUUCCAGUGAAUCUGUCAUUUGUCGCUGCUCAUAUGCGUGUGGAGUCGGGAGCCCUCAGCUUCUCCAGUGUCGUGCAGGUGCGGGUGCAUUCGUGCGGCUCCCCACUUGGACCCCUUUCCUGGAUAUUUUUGCUGUUGCCCAUAAAGUGGUUUAUUUAUUGCAGGCUUCAAAUGCAGCCUGCCCCCCUGCCAGCAAUCCACUUGUUUCCUCUUGGUUGUAUUCUUGAUCGUGCCGUCCUGUGUUCUUGCCGUGUGUGAAACACAUGCUUAGUCCAUAGUUUACUCUCUUUGUGGUACAUGUGUCAAGUCCCAAACAAUAAAAUAAAGGACUGUCUGA
Brienomyrus brachyistius is the source of this 2437-nucleotide messenger RNA. It is a transcript of the gene atp6v1ab, whose product is annotated as ATPase H+ transporting V1 subunit Ab. Gene Ontology annotation, biological process: ATP metabolic process; proton transmembrane transport. Gene Ontology annotation, molecular function: ATP hydrolysis activity; ATP binding; proton-transporting ATPase activity, rotational mechanism. The coding region runs from base 162 to 2015 and encodes 617 amino acids. Gene Ontology annotation, cellular component: lysosomal membrane; proton-transporting V-type ATPase, V1 domain. The record is from RefSeq and is a predicted model, not a curated record. The transcript is spliced from 15 exons. Lineage: Eukaryota; Metazoa; Chordata; Actinopteri; Osteoglossiformes; Mormyridae.